GAGAAGAAGAAUCAUCAUCACCACAAUGUCUUCCGCGGAGUCUGCGAGUCUGGGCCGAGCGUUGUGCAUCAUCACCGGGGCCUCCAGGGGCUUCGGCCGGGCAGUGUCCCGGGAGCUGUCACGGCUGGUGACGCCGGGCUCCGGACUCGUGCUGGCGGCUCGCUCCGGUGAGGACCUCCAUGAUGUGCAGGCAGAGCUGGCCGCCUCAGAGGCGGGCCGAGCCGGGCUCAGGGUGGAGAGCGUAGUGGCUGACGUGGGUCGGACGGAGGGGCUGGAGGCAAUUAUCAGAGCCGCGAAAGACGCGCUUAUCGAGCAGAUGGAUCACGUGAUGCUGGUCAACAACGCAGCCUCUCUGGGUGACGUGUCACGCUUCGCUGUGAGUUUCAGCGACCUCGCCGAGGUGGACUCGUACCUGUCGCUGAACGUGAGCUCCGCCUGGUGCCUCACCGCCCGGGUGCUGCAGGCAUUCCCGCAGCGCCCAGGUCUGAGGCGCACCGUGGUGAACAUCAGCUCACUCUGCGCCAUCAAGCCUUUCCCAUCCUGGGCACUCUACUGCACUGGGAAGGCUGCCCGGGACAUGAUGUUCCAGGUGCUGGCACUGGAGGAGCCGGACGUCCGGGUGCUCAGCUAUUCACCAGGACCGCUGGAUACGGCCAUGCAGGUGGAGGCUCGCUCCAGGUCAGCUGACCCCAGCAUCAGGAAGUUCUUUAGUGACCAGUUCGCCGAAGGCAAGCUGCUGAGCUGUGAGGCGUCCUGCGCCAAGCUGAUGAAGCUGCUUCUGGAGGACAGCUACACCUCCGGUGCUCACGUCGAUGUCUACGACCUGUAGACUCGGAGCAGGUAGCACAGCCCACAGUUUCCUGAUGACAUCGGCGCAGACCCUAACGUAAGCUCGGGUCGACCCAUACACAUUCCACAGACUGUAUAAAAAGAUGGCAACAGCAUGACCUCAGCAGAGGGCGCUGAUAUCUCAUGCUGGUUCCCUGUGAUGAUCUCAUCACAUCUUGAUUCCCGUGCUGUGUUGAAGCCGUUUUCAGGUGCCUUACUUGUUAAAGAGCUUUAAGUGGAUCCGUUUGGUGUUCGUGCUGCUUGGUGCAUCUGACAUGUAACUUCUUUUGUGAUGAGUUCACUUUUGUAAACUUGAUAUUGGUCAAGUUAGAAAUAAAUCUGAGAGUAGCUGUGUGGUCA
Messenger RNA from Maylandia zebra (zebra mbuna), 1188 nucleotides. Its product is annotated as sepiapterin reductase. The record is from RefSeq and is a predicted model, not a curated record. Gene Ontology annotation, molecular function: sepiapterin reductase (NADP+) activity. Gene Ontology annotation, biological process: tetrahydrobiopterin biosynthetic process. Lineage: Eukaryota; Metazoa; Chordata; Actinopteri; Cichliformes; Cichlidae.